Molecule: messenger RNA, 1512 nt
Organism: Culicoides brevitarsis
Lineage: Eukaryota; Metazoa; Arthropoda; Insecta; Diptera; Ceratopogonidae
Gene: DEF8
Product: differentially expressed in FDCP 8 homolog
Exons: 2
Coding region: 72-1394 (440 amino acids)
Source: RefSeq, a predicted model, not a curated record
AAACUCAAUUUCUCUUCAAUCCACAGACAAAAAAAAUUAUUUCUUACCCGAAAAAUCCCCCUUUUCCCACGAUGAAGUCCCUUCGUGGCGGCAUCCAGUGCAUUUUAUCGCAAGGCAGCAGUGACAGUUCUCAAGACAGCCAAAAAUCGCAAGCAAUUCCGACGGCGCUCAUCAAGGAAGAUUGGCAGCUCAUCUUAAACCAAGACGCAUCCAUCGAAGAACUCCGUUCAGCUGUGGAAAAAUGCAAAGAACUCGUUUUGAAGACGGAAGAAUGCAGCUACGAGCGAACUUGGAUUGUUCGGCAUUUGUGUGAACUUCGGCUGAGGCUUCAGGAGUUGGUUGAAAUCGAAAAUGAUCCAAACGAGACGUCGGAAAGUGCGAGAGUUGUGUUGGGACAUCAUUUUAUUCCGCGCCAUUUGAAGGAUAAUGUGCUUGGAAGUACAAAGGUAAAAUACUGCGAUUUCUGCACCGGAAUCAUCUGGAAUGUCAUUCAAGCGUCUUUCUUCUGUGUCGACUGCCAAUACAUCGCUCAUGCUCGUUGUGUCGAUCACGUGACUCGCAUUUGCGCCAACAUUACCGCUUCCGAACGCGUUUUUCCCGAAGAACGUCUCCGUCCCGAGACCGGAAUGCACAUGCAAGCCUACAAAUGCGCCGACUGCAAAAGCAACUUCCAACUGACGACACAAGACGAAGCUUACGACAUUUCGCCGCGUCUCUGCGAAUACUCAGGCAACUAUUUUUGCCCGUGUUGCCAUUGGAAUGACGUCUCCAUCGUCCCCGCUCGCAUCACACACAAUUGGGACUUUAAACUUUAUCGCGUCUCCCGUUCGGCGUUGCAAGAAAUAAAUUUAUUCAUGGAACGCGCCGUCAUCCGAUUGGAAGAAAAAAACCCGAAACUCUUCAUUUUCGUGCAAGCGCUUUGCCAAACGAAAAAAUUGCGACACAACUUGUCGAUUAUGAAGAAAUAUCUCACGGAAUGUCGUUUUGCGACAGAGAAAAAAAUACUCGACAACGAACUUGGCAUGAAACGACAUUUGGCACUUUUUCCCGACGUUUACAGCAUUCAGGAUCUCGUAAAUGUUCACAACGGGUCGUUGCUGGAUCAACUUCACAAGAUGUCGAUUGCGUUUGAACAGCACAUCAGAAAUUGCGAAAUUUGCAAAGGCAAAGGGUACAUUUGCGAGAUUUGUGGGCACAACGAACCGCUUUUUCCCUUCGACGAUGGCGGAAAUUUUUGCCAAAAAUGCAAUUCGAUGUGUCAUCGGAGCUGUUGGAUGCGAAAAGAGGAAAAAUGUAAAAAGUGUGAAAGGCUGCAGAAGAGAGCCGUUGAGAAAAGUGCGAGUCAGGAGGAACAAGAAGAAAUUGAAUUAGCAAUUGAUGCAACUUCUAAAUAAUUUAAAGCAGCUUUUUAAUCAAAGACGUAAUUUUAUGGGAUUUUUUUAUAUUUAAAAAAAAAUAUUUUUUGAAUAUUUUCAUGAAAUAAUUUUGACAGGUUUUAAAAUUUUUAAUAAA